AUGACAGACACACCAGACCCCCCGCAAACCGGGGGAAGCGGGCAUAUACACCGUGUGGCGCUGAAAAUACCGCCUUUCUGGGCAGACGAACCCGAGCUACGGUUCGCACAAUUAGAGGGACAAUUCACCCUCGGCAGCAUUACGGCCGACGCCACUAAGUACGCUUACGUUCUUUCGCACAUAGAAACGAAGCAUGCGAAAGAGAUCAAGGAUUUGAUCACCAAGCCCCCUGAGCACAACAGAUACGAGAACAUCAAAAAGGCGCUGAUACAACGGCUAUCACUUUCACAAGAACAACAGAUACGCCAACUACUGGAACACGAGGAAAUGGGCGAUCGCAGGCCUUCUCAGUUCCUGCGACACUUGCAAGCCCUAGCCAACUCGGCCAUCCCGGAGCAAUUGUUAAGAACACUGUGGAUGGGCAGACUACCAUCACAGCUUCAAGCAAUCUUGGCUACCAGAUCCGCGGAUAAGCUAGACGAAGUAGCAGAGCAGGCGGACAAAAUACACGAAGUUUCCUGCAGAGCAACGACCGUCGCCAGUAUUCAACUAGCGACCAUGGAGCAGCAGAUUCGAGAAUUAACGAAACAAGUGGCUAGCUUAAAAGGCCAACUCUCGCGUGCACACACGCCAAGAAAAGGGCGUGAACGCUCUCGAAGUCGCUCCAGGGGAAAGACAGAAGAGGAAGGCAAGUGCUUUUAUCAUCGGCGUUUUAAAGAAAAAGCCAAGAAGUGCACACAGCCGUGUAACUUCAAAAAGGAAGCGGAAAACUAG
Trachymyrmex cornetzi is the source of this 774-nucleotide messenger RNA. RefSeq lists its product as uncharacterized. The record is from RefSeq and is a predicted model, not a curated record. Bases 1 to 774 code for a protein of 257 amino acids. The transcript has a single exon. NCBI's taxonomy places the organism in Eukaryota, Metazoa, Arthropoda, Insecta, Hymenoptera, Formicidae.